Molecule: messenger RNA, 999 nt
Organism: Gadus morhua (Atlantic cod)
Lineage: Eukaryota; Metazoa; Chordata; Actinopteri; Gadiformes; Gadidae
Gene: sfr1
Product: SWI5-dependent homologous recombination repair protein 1
Exons: 3
Coding region: 249-881 (210 amino acids)
Biological process (GO): positive regulation of DNA-templated transcription; double-strand break repair via homologous recombination
Cellular component (GO): Swi5-Sfr1 complex
Source: RefSeq, a predicted model, not a curated record
GUUGCGAUUGUAAUUUCCGCGGGUUUCUUGAACCGAAGAAAUGAGGAACUAGUGAAAUAAUGUGAGUUAUAAUCAACAACAACAACAACAACGACAACACAACUCUCAAAUGAUAGUUUAAUGAGUUGUAUCAAUGUGCGCUAAUAUGUCUAAAGACGAGACGAGGUUCACUGUCAACUUAAACUGCUUGGUUUGUUAACAAUAGUGUUAACUUUAUCAGACGACCUGGUGUAGACAAGGUGUACCAAAUGGAAGGUAACGUCACUCCUAAAGCAGACAGGACGGUGUCGCUCACACCUUUACAUUCAACUAAAUCAACCCCAACUGAAGUCACAAGUGAAAAGCCCCGUCAAAAUCUCAGUGCAUCACUGAAGGCUAGACUGAGUAGAUCGAGGCGCUCAUUCACCACACCCUCCUCUGUGGCCAAACGGCUUUGUGUUGACGUUGACGAUGAGGAUGAGGAGAAUGAUGGACUGCAAGUCGUGGCAGAUCCCAGUGUGAUCGUAACCAAAACACCGGGACACCGGUAUGUUGCUGAAAAGAAGAUUCAAGUUCAGUCACGGACCUCGGGUGGUCUUUCUGAAGCCGAGUUGGCGCCACCCUUGCCAGCAGGCCGGCAGACCCAGAAAGAGCGGCUCAGGAGAGAGCUGAGGGUGAAGAUGGACGACCUGCGCAGACUGAACAUGGUGAAGAACGACUUGGCCCAUCUCCAGGCGUUGAUCGAUAAGUGGCGUGGAUGUUCCCAGGCUGCACUGUACCAGCUCCAGACAGACCUGCCUCUAGACGGACGUAAAGCCAGCCUGGCUCAGCUCAUAGACCUCUUUGGUCUGGAGGACAAGAUACUGCACUUUGACCGCUUAGAAGACGAAUUUACAGAUUAAACAUGCUUAUAUAUAUUUAUUAUUAAAAUCCAAACCAUUACAACAUGACAGUUUCAGGAACCGGUUGCUUUAACUGUUUCGUUUUGUCUGUAUUAAUAAAUUAUUUUUCCCAAUUCUA